Aspergillus aculeatus ATCC 16872 is the source of this 1340-nucleotide messenger RNA. RefSeq lists its product as uncharacterized. The record is from RefSeq and is a predicted model, not a curated record. The transcript is spliced from 3 exons. The annotation marks the transcript as partial. Lineage: Eukaryota; Fungi; Ascomycota; Eurotiomycetes; Eurotiales; Aspergillaceae.
CUGCUUCAAUUAGUGAAUGUUGCCUACGAGUAUGUUGAUACCCGGCCCACCUCACUUAGGGCGGUUCGGGUCGGCUAGCUGAAAAGCUGUCUCAUGCCUCGUCACAGGGUCAUGUUGACACUAGGCUUAAAUGGCGGCGUGAUUGACGAUCGACGAACACUAUGCCUACCCGAAGAUCUGGGAACAAGCGGGGUAUCACGAUCGAAGCCAAAGACUAAGCCGAUCGUGCCGUGAUCCUCGCCUCUCGUCGGCUAGCAGCCCGGCCUAAUAGCUCCAUUCAGUCACGUUGACCGCCAAGGUGGCGGGGUUCAAUCAGGUAUAAGAUCGAAGAGAUGUCCGAUUCCACAUAGGACUGUUCUCUCUAGAGUAUCAAUCACCACUCCUACCUUCAAUCGCCUAAUUGCCAGUUCCUGUCUUGAACACCUUACAGCCAUCAUGAGUAACCUUUUCAGUACGACCUGGGAAGAUUACGUUGAGCAGCAAGAAAGAUGGGAGGAAGAAAGAUCCACCGGCGACAAUGACCGAAGCUUCAUUGCCGAUGCCCGCGACUAUAACCUCGCAAAUGGUCGCAUUCUCAACGCUGAGUUCAUCGACGAGAACGGACGCUCCUAUGUAUCCGAACUCGACCUUGGCAAAUGCUUUGAAGUCGACCUGGAGGAGCUGAAAUACCACCGACUUCCAUUGGAUUGGACGGCCUAUGGAAAGUUUUUCGACCAAGUCGAAGUGGACGGAAAACCCUUCAUCCAUAGCGAUCGCGAAUGGGGUCCAAUGCUCUGCGUUUCGUAUUCCUAUUUCGAGCCAGUUCAAAGAUACCGAACGGGGCCGCAUUGUUACCGACUCAAUCUUGGCCGUCAUGUCACGGUUCAGAAUGGGCAGUUGACCUUCACGUAUGGUGAUUGCAGUGGCGUACCGCGACCACCUAUCCGAGAGCCGUGGCGCCAGUACUUUAAAGAUGUUGAUGAGGCGCGCGAGGUCGCCAGAUAUACUGCGAAAGAAGUUAUCUAUGACCCCGGCAAUGGAAGGGACAUCGUCAUUCAGAAUGAUUAUAGCGCCCGGGAAGACUGGGACAACUUUUGUGCAGCCUUCGUUGCCAGGGCCGUAGGCAUUAAGUAUGGAGGCUACAGCGACCAUGAGCUGAAUGAACACAAUACCGAGGACGAACGUGGCUGUCCUUUGGUGCUGUGGUUACAGUCGGAGCUUGAGGCAGGCAACAUCCCGGGUCUUAAGCUAGAGUGAUUAUGAUAUAUAGGGUAGAUCAAUGAAAUGAAGAAUGUUGUCCGGUGGAAGAGGACCCCGAUGGAUGCUCACUUGGAGUUAUUUGGGGAAAUCUAAGAAAGUGG